This is a messenger RNA of Paramormyrops kingsleyae, 4596 nucleotides long. The record is from RefSeq and is a predicted model, not a curated record. Lineage: Eukaryota; Metazoa; Chordata; Actinopteri; Osteoglossiformes; Mormyridae.
UGAGGAGGGGGUGUAGCAAGAAGCUUUGGCCCACCGGACAAAAUGUCACCUUGCCCCCCCUCGGUAUAUUUUGCCGACGGAAAGGCUUCCCUUCCAGGGCCAUCCCCCACCUCGUCGUCGACGGCCCGACAUUAAGGAGUUAGUUAAGGAGUUACCUUGAUAUUAUACUGGGUAACAAAAAAAAACACGUUUUGUUCAAUUUGGAUGAUUGUGUGCUUCUGCUUUCGUUUUGACCAUGUACAAAUGUAACUGACAUGCUUUGAAUAUUUUUCAUUAUGAGUCAUAAAUUGUAGAAGUCAGUAUUGCUACAAGAACUUUGAUCACUUUAAGUCCCAGUGUCUAUUUUUUCGUAACGUCCGGUUCGCAUUAUGAAAUAGGUUUGGUUUCCUACUAUGCAAUACAGUAUUAUGCAAUUUCCUUUGGGAUUAUCUAUCUAUCUAUCUAUCUAUCUAUCUAUCUAUCUAUCUAUCUAUCUAUCUAUCUAUCUGUCGUCUAUUCGUCUGUCUGUCUAAUGGAGUUCAUGAACUAAUACAUUCAUUUAUUUGAAUUACUUGAAAGUUGCACUGUUCUCACACUCCAUCCCCCAUCCUGCUAAAAUGUCAUGAUGCCUCGAAUUAUACUGAAGGUUCAAUGAAUGGCUAAAUAAAGUGUUAAGGUGACUUGUUUUUUUAGAUCCUUGCUGGGGAAUAUGGCUAUAGACAUUUGGCAGUAACUGUGCAUAUAUAACAGUUAUUUUCCUUGCAAUUGAGUAUACGUUUUUAUAUUGAAAAUCAGCCGUCUUAUGUAGAGGGCAAGGGCAUCUCAGACUCACUUGAAUUAAACUAGAUGCUUCAGCUCUAGAUUGCAAGUCUUUUUCUUUUUUGUGACAUGCAUUUGGGUGUGUGAGAGGGUUUUGUUCAGUUAGGCUGGCAAAGGAGAUAGAUUGUGAUGGAGUGUACUGCUGCUUAGAGAUUAGGAGGCGAUGAAGGCAGGGAGAGUUUAAAAACUGUACAUGCUGCCUUUCCUUCGUCCCCUUGAGUAUUGGCCCGUUUGUCCUCUGUCUUCAUGACCACAAACCAGGAGCCGGAUCUCCUAGAAGAGGAGGUGCAAGAAAACAGAGCUGUUCAAAACUCGGUGUACAGCUCCAUCGGACCGGCGACAGACGAUGAUGCUUUCUCCACGUACUUUGAGGAGAAGAUCCCUGUUCCUGAACAUGGUGGUCAGAUGGGCUUCAGUUUUCGGAAGCUGUGGGCUUUCACUGGGCCUGGCUUCCUGAUGAGCAUUGCGUACCUGGACCCAGGAAACAUCGAAUCUGACUUGCAGUCUGGUGCCAAAGCUGGAUUUAAGCUACUUUGGGUCCUGCUGGGCGCCACCAUCAUCGGCCUGCUGCUGCAGCGGCUCGCGGCUCGGCUGGGCGUCGUCACCGGCAUGCACCUGGCGGAGGUCUGCAACAGGCAGUAUCCCACCGUUCCUCGUAUAAUCCUGUGGUUCAUGGUUGAGCUGGCUAUCAUCGGUUCAGACAUGCAGGAGGUCAUCGGCUGUGCCAUUGCAUUCAACCUCCUCUCCGCGGGCAGGAUCCCGCUGUGGGCCGGCGUCCUCAUCACCAUCUUUGACACGUUCGUUUUCCUCUUUCUGGACAAGUACGGUCUGAGGAAACUCGAGGCCUUUUUCGGAUUUCUCAUCACGAUUAUGGCCAUCACAUUUGGAUACGAGUACGUGGUUGCAGGACCGAACCAAGGAGAACUGCUGAAGGGGAUGUUUUUGCCCUACUGCAAGGAUUGUGGUCCUGUCCAGCUGGAGCAAGCUGUGGGCAUCGUGGGAGCUGUCAUAAUGCCACACAACAUCUAUCUACAUUCUGCCCUCGUUAAGUCUCGCCAGGUUGACAGAACCAACAAGAAGGAAGUGAAGGAAGCCAACAAAUACUUCUUCAUAGAGUCAGCAGUAGCGCUCUUCGUGUCCUUCCUCAUCAAUGUCUUUGUGGUGGCGGUCUUUGCUGAGGCCUUCUAUGAUCGUACCAACCUCUACGUGCAUGAGAAAUGUAACCAGACAGGAAGCCCACACGCUGCCCUUUUCCCCCAAAAUAACGGCACGCUAGAAGUGGACAUCUACAAAGGGGGCGUGGUUCUGGGCUGCUUCUUUGGGCCAGCGGCGCUGUACAUCUGGGCGCUGGGCAUUCUCGCAGCAGGGCAGAGCUCCACAAUGACCGGGACCUAUUCCGGGCAGUUCGUCAUGGAGGGAUUCCUGAACCUACGCUGGUCCCGUUUCGCGCGGGUGCUACUGACACGCUCCAUCGCCAUCACACCCACCCUGCUGGUGGCCAUCUUCCAGGACGUGCAUCGCCUCACGGGCAUGAACGACUUCCUCAACGUGCUGCAGAGCAUGCAGCUCCCGUUUGCUUUGAUCCCAAUAUUGACGUUCACCAGCCUGUCUUCUCUCAUGAAUGAGUUUGCUAAUGGAAUAGCCUGGAAGGUUGCUGGAGGCACGGUCAUCCUCCUGGUGUGCGCCAUCAACAUGUACUUCGUAGUGGUGUAUGUCACCACCCUAAAUAGUGUUCUGCUCUACGUGUUGGCCUCCAUCCUCUCUGUCGCCUACCUCUGCUUUGUGGUGUACUUGGCUUGGCAGUGUUUGGUCGCCUUGGGGCUGUCCUGUCUGGACUUUGGCAGCAGGGUGAAAAUGGGGAUCACAGGCCACAGGAACGUUUACUUACUGAACGACAUGGAGGUGCCAGAGGGCGCUGAGGUGUCGUAUGUGAGGACAGAGAAUGAGAGUGGAGACGACAAGCAUGGGCAGAAGGAAUGACCUCCCCUGGAUACCUGCUGGAGCGGAAAUGGCUCCUGUUCAGCCAGUGCUACUUCGCUGUGCCUUAUGUGUAACGUGAGUAACGUUGCACAAAAAUGGCUUUUCUUUCGGUGUCAGCUUUGGUUAUAGUGGGUGUGAAGGGAACAGUUAAGUUUAGCAGUGAAACAGAGUGUAAACCUGUUCUAAACUGCAAGAUCGUGGUGUACUUUGACCUCUUCUCAAAACUUGGUUGCCUGUAUUUUCUUGACUAUUUCCUGUAUAUUUCAGGGUUUUUGAAAACCUUGACAUAUUGGAAAUUAAAUUUUAAAUCCUGAAAAUAUUACGAAUUUUUUAAUAAUUUAAAAUGAAUUUGUUUACAAAACAUUUAGUAGAAAUAUGCAUAUGUAUUUAUUUUAUUGUGCUUUGUAUAUUUGGCAGCACAGUGGUUCAUUGAACAGCGCUACUGCCCCAUGACCUCAAGGUUGAGGGUCCGAAUCCAUCAUCCAAUCUGUGUGUGUGGAGCUUGCAUGCUCCCUCUGUAUUGCUCAGAAUUCCUCUACAUAGUCUCAUUUCCUCCCAAAGUCCAAAGAUGUGCCCUGAGGCCAACUGGCAUCUCUAAAUUGCUCACUGUACGUAUGCGCAGUGUGACAGACAUCCAGAUAGUCAUCCCGAAUGUACCUAGUGCUCACUGGGAUAGGCUCUGGGCCCCUCCUCAACCCAGUCCAGGAAAAGAGGUUGGAAGAUGGAUGGAUGAUUUUUAAAUAUAUUUUUACACUCACAGUGGCCAGUUUAUUAGCUACACCAGCUUGCUUACGCAAACUGCUUGUUCUUUUAAACACUAAAUGAUGUGGCUGCAGAUAUUUGCAGCACGCAGGCAAGGUCAAGAGGUUCAGUUACUGUUUGACUAAAAAUGAGAGUGGCUGAGACGCCUGAUCUACCUGCUUUUUAGGUCUGGGUGAUAUGGACCAAAAACCAUAUCUGGGUAUUUUUAGGCAGAAUAUCAAUACAUGCUAUAAAUCUCAGUAUUUUCUAAGAAGUGGAGGCUACAUGUGUAGUUUUUCAGUCAAAGGCAUGUGUGUGAUGUCACAAACAUGUGCAUUAAAACAGAGUGUGGUAAAAAUUAAAUGCAAACGUAACUAUUUAGUAUAGACAAAUUAGAACAAGUCUAAAAAUAAAGACAAAAAUUAUGCCUUUAUUAGUAUUGCAUGGUGUCAAGUAAAGCAACUAUGACAUAAGUGUUUCAAUCCACUAUAUCAAUCAACAAACUUGUUUUUCGUCAGUUUAUGACAGAAGGUGAAGGUUUAGGAACAAAAAAAUACUAAAUCUAAAAUCAAUUUGGCCAACGGUUCUAAAAACAGAAGCCCAACAAUCAAUGAAAGUACAUUUAAUAACUGGAUAGAUCCGCAUCGUAGGUAUUACCCUUCAGUAACAUAAAACAGAUGCUGCAUCCAUUUGUGAUUAUUUUUAAACUGAAUGAACCCCUAAAUCCCUUGUGAAGCCUCUGACCAAUCAGAAUCAGGAAUUAUUAAACUAACUACCUGGGAGAACUGAAAACAAGGCCUGGAUUUGGAAUCGAGGUCCGGAUUUGAAAAUUGAAAAUUGCUUUUCAAUGUGGUGUGAUUGUUGGUGCCAAACGUGAUGAUUCUAACAUGGGAUUUUGCGGACUAUAGUGUCCAGAGUUUGUGUCUAGUAGAGUUUGGUGUGGUGAACAAAAAACAUCAGUCAGUGGCACUUCUGUGGGCAGAAACAGCGUGUUGAUGAGGAAGGUCAGAGGAGAAUGGCCAGACUUAUUAAAACCAACCAGAAGUCAACAGGUGCAAAAAUAACAGCUCAGUACAG